AUGCUAGUUCCCAAGGCCCAGGCAGCAUUGCCAGGACAGAAUAAAACCUCAUUCCUGGACUGCUCAAGUAUUCCGAGAAGGCGGAAGUCCUGUUAUCGCCUGUGCUCCGGCCAUGGGGCCCUGCGGGGAAGAGGGGCCAACCUCACUCGACUCUGCAGCUCAGAGCUGGUCUUCCUCCUGACACUUUAUCAGCUGAGCCUGUGGUCACAGUGCCUUUUGCAGGACUGUAGUCUGGCCUCUGCCCCACCAGGGACGGUGGCCAUGCAGGUGUGCCCCGGCUGCCAAGACAGAGAGCCGCCAAACGCUGCUAUCCAUUGUGCUCCUCUAUUGGCUGUGGCCGGAGCCUUCAUGCCUGCUGUGCUAUACAUCACUGGGCACUUUUCUCGAAAACUCAUAAUCCAGGAACCGAGGGCUAAGAAGCUGAAGUCUGAGAAGCAACAUCUGAUUCCCCCUAAGCCAUCAGAAACAAGUACGAGAACUCUCUGUACUCGAAAGCUGUGGCUUCACCCCCACAACUCUGAGCAAGUUCAAGACCUUUCCCCGCCCCAAAUGAAAAUCUUCAGAGCUCCUCAGGGCUUCCAAGGGUCGGACAGCGCAAGGAGCCGGCUGAGGCGGCGAGCUUGCACCAUAGCCCGGCCCCGGGGCGGCCUCAACCUUGGGGGCGGCGAGGGCCGAGAAGGUGAAGCUCUUCGGCCUCGCGGGGAGGGGACCUCGCUGCCCUCCUCGCCUCAGGCGCUGAGUCACCACCGCCCGGGCUCCGUCGAGCCCGCGUUCCCAGGAAGAGCCGCUGCACGCCUGCGCAUGCGCGGUCCUGGGCGCGUGUCUCGGGAGCGCGCGGCCCCGGAGGAGGCGGGGCAGGGCCGCGGGCACGAGCGGAGGCGCUUGCUCGGGGCGGGAUCCCACAGGCGAGGCUCCGACGGGUCCCGGUGCUGCGGCCGCGCGCCGCACCCCUCAGAGUCGGGGUGA
This is a messenger RNA of Rangifer tarandus platyrhynchus (Svalbard reindeer), 966 nucleotides long. Lineage: Eukaryota; Metazoa; Chordata; Mammalia; Artiodactyla; Cervidae. The record is from the annotation of a GenBank genome assembly.